AUUGCUGUAAAAAGUUGAAUGACAAUUGAUUAUUACGAAGAACGAAGUAAAGCAUAAAUAAACUUUGUUACUUUACUUUGUUGUUGUGAGGUCAGGCGAGGCGACGAGUGAGUUAGGCAAGCUUACACGGCUUAAUUAAACAAAAUUGAUAUAUGUCAUGAUCAUGUAAUGACUAGUGUAGGCAGGAGAUUGGCCGUGAGUGAAGCCCUUGGAUUACAAUUUUUGGUGUGUUCUCAUAACCCUGCUUCACUAUGAUUCAGUUUUGCGUUAUUGCAAAUAAGCAAGGCAGAAUUCGUCUUCGAAGAAUUUACGAGCAUAUUGAAGAGAAAAACCAACAUGAAUUAGAGCUAGCAGUGGUUGGAAAGUGUCUCUCACGCUCAAGCAAACAGUGCAACUUUUUCUACCAUGAUCACUUGACAGUUGUGUACAAGAAGUUUACAACUUUAUGUUUCAUCUGUGUGGUGACAAAAGAUGAGAAUGAACUUGCUAUGCAAGAAAUUCUCAAUGUCUUCAUGGACUGCCUUGUUGCCUACUUCCAUCACGUUUCUGAACUUGAUAUUGUGUUCAAUAUUGAGAAAGUGUACCUGAUACUGGAUGAGAUCAUUGUCAAUGGCUGUGUGGGCUUUACAAGCAAGGAAAGAGUCCUGGUCCCCUUACAAUUAUUGGAGGCUGGCAGCUGACCCACGUGAAUACUGGAACCAUUGGACAUAAAGGACAGUUCAGAGCCAAACAUGGGGACUGGAAGUUGCUCUGCCAGGGAUAAGGAAAUGAAUUUGUUAUAAUCAUAAUAAUCUUUAGAGUAAAUUAGUCACUUGCUUGCAUGGCGAGAAAUGAGCAGUUUCCUUUUCAGCACUUUGCUUCUUUUCACACCUGUGAAAGUGAAGGCAUGUUAACCUCCCUGAAUCUUGAGGCCAUUGCAUUAAUUUUUAUUUUUCUGCAAUGUUUUUUAUUUCCUGUAUUAAUUUUGUUUUAUAGUAAUGUUUAUGUCUCUUUGUUUUGACAGUUUCAGAAUUCCAAGAAGCCUCUAUGGUUUUCUUGGUACUUCUAGUCAUUUGUACUUAUUUAUAGCAUUGAUAUUUGAAGAUGGUAUUUAAAACUGUUGAAUGCAGAAAAUGA
Aplysia californica (California sea hare) is the source of this 1116-nucleotide messenger RNA. Its product is annotated as AP-4 complex subunit sigma-1. The transcript has 7 exons. Gene Ontology annotation, biological process: protein transport; vesicle-mediated transport. Lineage: Eukaryota; Metazoa; Mollusca; Gastropoda; Aplysiida; Aplysiidae. The coding region runs from base 252 to 680 and encodes 142 amino acids. Gene Ontology annotation, cellular component: intracellular membrane-bounded organelle. The record is from RefSeq and is a predicted model, not a curated record.